Polychytrium aggregatum is the source of this 1349-nucleotide messenger RNA. Its product is annotated as ribosomal protein L1-like protein. The record is from RefSeq and is a predicted model, not a curated record. Bases 145 to 1005 code for a protein of 286 amino acids. The transcript is spliced from 9 exons. Lineage: Eukaryota; Fungi; Chytridiomycota; Chytridiomycetes; Polychytriales.
CCGCGAUUCCCGAUCAGAUCGUUCAGCCGGUUUGCCUGCUGGACUACGAGCCGAGCGCCUCUCGAUCGGUAUCCUCCGCCAUCGCCCGAUCUUGUCUCCAAGCCCAGACCGUGCUCCAUCACCAUCGUCAUCACCAUCUAGCUCAUGUUUGCCGCUCUCAACUCAACCCGCCUGCUGCGGACGGCCUCGCAUUCCGUCGCGGCGUCGUCCCGGAUCCUGGCGAGCCACCAGAGCAUGCCCGCGAUCGUCUGCCAUCAAACUCGUUCGUACAACCGGAAGCGCUAUCUGGAACAAAAGAAGGCCGAUCGGGCGCUCCUGAAUCAGGACGACAUCACUUUCUCCGAUGCACUUGAGGUUUUCAGAGUAUACACCAUGAACCAAAUCCUGCCGCUCACUGCCCACAUCAAGACUAACAAGCCCGACGACUAUCUCAAGCCCAUUCGCGGCGAGCUGCGGCUGCCACACCAAGUGCGAGCGCUGGAAACUGAUGCGGAUGAAGUGAUCUUGGUUUUCGCCAAGGGUGCACACGCCGAGCAAGCCAAGGCUUUGGGCGCGCAUAUCGUCGGCGCUGAAGAUCUGAUCUUGGAGCUCACCUCUGGCAAGUUCCCUCCUCGAGUCGACAAGGUGUUUGCGACAAAGGCCAUGUUCCCGCAGGUCGUCAAGAUUGCCAAGAUCCUCGGUCCCAAGGGCCUCAUGCCCAGUCCCGCCAAAGGUACUGUUUCGGACGACAUCGAGGGCAUGAUGAAGCUCAUGAACGCCACUUCCAAGUUUGAAGUUGACAGCGAUGGAUACGUCCACUUUGAUAUCGCCAAGACGAACUGGAAGGAUGAACAGGUUAUGGAGAAUUUUGAGGCUCUCUUGAAGUCCCUGAUCGAUCUGAAGCCACCAAAGUUUGCACUGGCCAAAUUCAUCGAGUCUGUCAACAUCUCCAGUCCUCAUGUCAUCGGUGUCCAGCUACCGCUGAAGCCGUUCACUCUCCUCUCUGGAACCAAGACCUCCAAGUAGAUGACUCCGGCUCCUCUCUUGGCUGGCUGCGGCCUUUGCUGCUGUUGUUACUUGCUCCUAGCGACCACUUCAUCCUUCAUUCGUCCCACACACAGCGACCCGCCCCCCCUCCCUCUACCACGCCAGCUUCGUAAUCACGCACAUAUUGCAUCUGCAAUAGCCCCUACGUGCACCGAGUCUUGACCCUGGGUUUUGUUUUGUUUUGCUGUAUGAUGAUAGGUGGUCGUGGAAGACGACUCUGAGCUUGAUCGACCGGAACCGUCCCCGCUGCUUUGUGGGGCUUGGUGAAAUUGCGAGCAGCUGUAGUCGUUUAGAACUAAAUACACACAAUGGCUGAUCAGUGA